Messenger RNA from Gallus gallus (chicken), 8636 nucleotides. RefSeq names its product lemur tyrosine kinase 2 (gene LMTK2). Gene Ontology annotation, molecular function: ATP binding; protein kinase activity. Lineage: Eukaryota; Metazoa; Chordata; Aves; Galliformes; Phasianidae. The transcript has 14 exons. Gene Ontology annotation, biological process: protein phosphorylation. The coding region runs from base 211 to 4689 and encodes 1492 amino acids. The record is from RefSeq and is a predicted model, not a curated record.
AGCAGAGCGCCCGCCCCUCGGUCAGGUAGCCCGGAAGAUGGCGGCGGCGGCGACGGCCGGAGGGGCCGUGUGAGCGGAGCGCGGACGCCGAUGCCGCGGAGGGCCGCGCCGCGGAGGCGGGGGGCAGCGGCUGCCGCAGGAGCUCCCCGGAGACGCUGAGAGCCUCGAGCCUCUCGUUCGGCGCCGAGCCGCGGGCCGGCGGCGGAGGACAUGCGGCGGCGCGAGGGGUUCGGCCCGGCGGCCGGGCGGCGGGGGGGCGGCCCAGCCGGGCUCGCCGUCCUGCUGUCGCUGCUUCUGGGGAGCGGCGGGGCGGCCCCGCUUCCGUCCGCAGGCGCAGGACAAGGGGCGGCAGCUGAAGUUUCCUCAUCUUUUGCUGUUCUAUCUGUCUGUGCUCUGGUAGUACUGGUGGUCCUGCUUGCAAACUGUGUCUCCUGCUGCAAAGACCCGGAGAUCGACUUCAAGGAGUUUGAAGAUAACUUUGAUGAUGAAAUAGAUUUCACGCCCCCAGCAGAAGAUACUCCGUCUGUUCAGUCUCCAGCAGAAGUUUUUACUCUUUCAGUUCCCAAUAUUGCUUUACCAACCCCAUCCCAGUUUCCAUCUCGUGCAGAUGGAUCAAAGUCUCAAGUUGCACGUCAGAGUCUAAACUACAUCCAGGAAAUUGGAAAUGGCUGGUUUGGAAAGGUUCUGCUUGGAGAAAUCUACACAGGCACUAGUGUGGCACGAGUGGUAGUGAAGGAGUUGAAGGCAAGUGCAGGUCUCAAGGAGCAAGAACAGUUUUUAAGAAGUGGAGAACCGUACUACAUUCUUCAGCAUCCAAAUGUUCUCCAGUGUAUUGGGCAAUGUGUGGAAGCUGUUCCUUAUCUCCUAGUCUUUGAGUUCUGUGACUUGGGUGACCUGAAAACUUAUAUCUGCAAUGAGCAGGACCACGUUAGAGGAGAUUCACAAAUAAUGCUGCUACAGAGAAUGGCAUGUGAGAUUGCUGCUGGACUUGCUGUAAUGCAUAAACAUAAUUUUGUGCAUAGUGACUUGGCCUUACGAAAUUGCUUUCUUACAUCUGAUUUAAAUGUCAAAGUAGGAGAUUAUGGUAUAGGAUUCAGUAGGUACAAGGAAGAUUAUAUUGAGACAGAUGAGAAGAAACUUGUUCCUCUCCGAUGGACUGCACCUGAAUUAGUAACGAGUUUUCAAGACAAACUAUUAUCAGCAGAGCAAAAUAAAUACAGUAACAUAUGGUCCCUGGGUGUAACAUUAUGGGAGCUGUUUGAGAAUGCUGCUCAGCCUUACUCAGACUUCUCUGACAGGGAGGUCUUAACCCACGUCAUAAAGGAGAAGCAGGUUAAACUUUUUAAGCCACAUCUGGAGCAGCCAUACUCUGAUAGAUGGUAUGAAGUUCUGCAAUUCUGCUGGCUACCUCCAGAGAAGAGACCAACAGCAGAAGAAGUGCAUAGACUUCUAACUUACCUUCGCAUGCAAAGCCAAAGGGACUCAGAGAUUGAUUUUGAACAGCAGUGGAAUGCUCUUAAACCAAACACCUCAAAUAGAGAAACAAAUAAUUCUGCAUUUCCGAUCUUAGAUCACUUCACAGGAGAUAGACUUGGCCAUGAAAUGGAGGAAGUUCUUACUGUAACUGAAACAAGCCAAGGUCUCAGCUUUGAAUAUAUCUGGGAGGCAGCUAAACAUGAUCAUUUUGAUGAGUGUGGUCAUGUGAAUCCUGAUGAAGCAAUGGCAUACACAAGUAUUUUCUUUCCAGUGGAGGUUUUUGAGAGGUCCCUUUCAGAGCAAGGGCCGGGAGCACAGGAUGGAAGUGGUCAGGAAGCAUCACUAGCUGUUCCUGGGGUGUUACCUGUGUUUGAUGCGCACAAACUUUCAGUUGGAAAUGACUACUAUAUCCAGUUAGAGGAAAAAGGUAGUGGCUGCAGCAUGAAUUUCGAUAACCAAUCAGUUGUACUGACUACAGAAGUUGAUCAAGAAGCUGUACAAGAAAAAAGUUCUCAUUUCAUGGUUCUCAGGGAUCUUGAUGUAGAAGAAUCUAGCACUGAUGGGGACUUCUUCCACUACAAUAGAGAUCCCAAAGAGGAAUUUUUGCCUGCUACUAGUAGUCCAGAAAGUCCUUUCCAAAGUAUAUUUAAUGACAUUGACAGAUCAGAAGAAUUAACAAAUAGAAAAAUAGUUGGUUUUGCUGAAACAAAUGAUAUUCCUAAAGACUUUAAACCAACUGUUUUAAACUCAAAGAUAGAUAUUACAAAUGUCCCAGGUUUUGGUGAGAAAGAGCAUUCUAGUCAUGGUUCUGAAAACAAAACAGUUUCUGUAUGUGAAAACAUCUCUAACCAGUCUGAGUUGGUAACUUUAGAAGAACUUUCUGAUAAUUUCUUGUUUCUUCAAGAGAAAAACUUACUAACAGAGAUACUGUCUAAUAAAACCAGCCGUGAUUUUGGGCAAAAAACAGAAGCUGUUCUAAAAAGUGUAUUAGACACCUCAAGUAGGACCUCUGUAGAGUCUGAGCCUGUAUUGGCUGAAAGUGUGCAGGUCUUUUCUUUAAUAUGUGGAAAUCCUGGAACUGUGAAAGAUGAAAACUUUAACCCAGUAGCAGUGGAUAAAGAUAUGAAUUCUCGGUCUCAGACUACUGUAGAGAUAGAGGCAUCCUCUAGUCCAUCUGCAGCAUAUAAGUUGCAUGAUAAAGAUAUAAAUCUUCCUUAUUUGAAGGAUGAGGGGAAACUUUCAAAUGUGGAAGUCAACCAAGCCUUGUUCUGUAACACUGAUACUUUCUUUCAAGAGCUGUCCAAUAAUGCAAAAAAUAAUAACGUUGGAAACAAUUCAUAUUACAGCGCUGCUGCUGAAGCAGAUCAGAGUAAUGUACAAAUAAAACAGGGAAUACUUUCCGAGUCUGAUGAAAUAGCUUUUAAUAAGGAAAAAUGUGAUCAGGAAGAUAUGGAAAGAAACUUGCAAUGUAAGUCUCCCAUAUUUAAAAAAGAUGCAGAUUUGUUAGAGGAAAGACAAGAAACGUCAAAUAAUUUUGAGAACUGUAAGGAUGUUCUGGAAGAGGUGACCUCAGCUUCUGUUGGCGCUUCAGACUGUGCGAGUCAGGACAGUCUUUUGGAAGAUAGCCCGUCUCCAAGAGAAGCUGUAGAGCAAGUCUUGGAGACGCCUGAUUCAUUGGAUUCUUUAGAUGUAAUCGAAGUUUUAGAAUCCUUACAGGCUCAAAGUCCACAAAAACUUUUGCCUCCUGAUAAGCCUGCUGACAGCGGCUAUGAAACAGAGAAUCUGGAGUCUCCAGAAUGGACUUCCCAUGUUACUGUUGAGGAUGCUUCUAAUGGGGAUACCGCUCACUGUAGUGUCAGUGAGAGCAGUGUCAACGAUCUGCCUUCUAAUCCAGUCAUAAUUGUUUCAGAAGCAGCACCUUGCUUAGAUGCAGUGAACAGCAAUUUUGAAAUAACCCCAUUAUCAAAUCAGAAUUCAUAUAGAGACUCUGCCUAUUUCUCUGACAAUGACUCCGAGCCAGAUAAAAAAACAGAAGAGACUGUAAAUCUAUCAAGGGAGACUACGUGUGGUGUUUCUUCAAAUAGAGGAGAGAAUAAUAGUGAGAAGGAUUACUGUUUGGAAGAGAGACCACAAAAGCACAAUCUAAGGAAUUACCAGGAUGCCGGUACUCAGAAUGCAGAACCAGAACUGGAUCGUAAGAUAGAGAUGCACGAGCUGGGUGUAAGGGUGCAGGGGUGUCCCGAGGAGUGGGCUGAGGCAACUCUGAAUUCCCUGGAGAUAUCAAUGGAAGACAAUGCGAAGGAUGAAAUAACGCUCUCUGAGACCUGCCAUAAAAGUGUCUCUUGCGUUGGCACUAACACUUCAGAGCUUCUCUCACACAGAGACUUUAAGUCUGUGCAUAACAUACACAAUUCUUUAGAUGCCAAUAAUAGCGAGAAGCCCUUCUACCAUAAUGAAGGACAAAAGCUGAAAGAGCCAGAUAUUGAAGGAAAAUACCUUGGCAAGCUUGAUGUUUCUGGAAUGCUUGAUUUAGAAGACGGUGAUGAUGCAGACGAGGAAGAUGAAAACAGUGAUUCUGAGGAUGACAUGAGGACUUUUCAUAUGCACAGCCUGAGUUCUGACAGUGAGGAUGAAACUGUUCACCAGGUUCCCGAGAUACUUACUGACAAGGAUGAUGGAAAACAUCUGAGAAGCUUACUGAAACUUCCAAAACCUCCUCAUGAAGGGCAAGCUGAGCACUGGAGAAACGAGAAGAAGGCUGUCACGUUCUUCGAUGAUGUCACGGUCUAUUUGUUUGAUCAGGAAACACCAACUAAGGAAUUGGGAAACCGUGUGGCAGACUUGAAUGGCGAAGGCUCUCACAGCACUCCUGCUCCAUCCUCGGGUUUUAGUUACUUCAACAGAUUUACCAAUUCAGAAAGCUCAACAGAUGAAGAAGGUGGAGGUUUUGAAUGGGAUGAUGACUUCUCUUCCCCAGAGCCAUCCUUUAUAUCAAAGGCAGCUAAUAGCCUUAUUAGCUCUAAACCACCUCUUCAGUCAAAGUACUUCUCUCCACCUCCUCCUGCCCGGACUCUCGACCAGAACUGGUCACAUUCAUCCCCUUACUCCAGAUUCUCUAUUUCUCCUGCAAACAUGGCAAGCUUUUCCCUUACGCAUCUUACAGAUUCAGAUAUAGAGCAAGGAGGAAGCAGUGAAGAUGGAGAGAAAGAUUAAAGGAAUUAAAAACUUUCUGGGACUUCAUACACAGGACGCACAGACUCUGCGUCUGAAACUUGUUUGUGUGAGCUCUGGAUCUCCUGGAGUGACACAGGUAACCGAGAAGUCCUGAGAAAUGAAAGUAAACACUGAAAGCAAUGUUAAAUCAGGACAUUAAUUUGAAUGUGUAUUUAACUUUGUAAUGUAUUUUUAAAUCAGUGCAAUUUUGCUUUUCAUUAUUGAAAGAUGAUUCUGCCGCUGUUUUCAAGUACUUGAAGUAUUUUUCAGAUAACGUAAGAAACGAGUUAAGCAAUUACACUACAGUCUGGUUUAUGUAUGAGAUUGUAUAAUAUUCUUUUUAUAUUUUUCCAUGUAGUUCAUUACCUGUUCGAACAUACACCUGUUGUAGAAUUGUGUAUAACUGUCCUGUGCAACAGGUGGCCGUGUUGCUGAAACUGUACGAAUGAUAGUUGAUCAGUAGUGAGCCAUAUUUAUUUAAAAGAUAUCACUACAUGUUACUUUGCUUAUUACAAUUGCACUAUGGAUUAUUCUUCCUCUAUUUCCUGAUGAUGUACAGAAUCAAAAUGUUAAAUCUUUCAAGGAAUAUAAGACAAGCUGAAUUGGCCCAGUUACCCAGUUUAAUUUGUCCUUUUUGUAGCCUUUGCUAUGCACGGUACUCGUAAAACGUACAUAACUUCUGAGUGUUACGUUAGAUUUGCUGAAAUCUUAUAUUCAGUACCAUUUCUAAAUGAUGAUUAUAGAUUGUUAGUGUUCAUGUUUUAUAGGAAACUGGAAUAGCGUAUAUGGUAUACUCUGGAAUUUGUAGAUGAAAGAUAAUGUCUCAAUUCCUGAAUAUGAUCCUACUGACUGCUUGAACUGUAAUUCCAUCUGACUAUGUCAUACUUAAGGGCCUUCCAGUUGGUACUACAGCUUUCUGCCUUGGAGAGAGAAGAAACAAAAUUGACUGUACAAAACUGGAAAUUGUGAAUCUUCUAAGAAAGACUGAUUUAAACAGACUGGAUUUCAGGCAUGUUUGGCCCUUCAGUUGUACAUUCUGUGAAUUUUGAAGCUCUCUUCUGCUGACUGCAGACUGGGGCUACCAUUCAGAGGCCUGUGGUAGAUCUACCUCUCAGUGAUGUUCCGACAACAAAGAAUUACACUAAUGGUUAAUAGCCAAUUCUGCACCCUUUAUAAGGCCAGACUUACUGUAAGAUAUCUGCAGGGCUCCAUGGUACAUCUUGAAACACAUACCCAAAGAUGUCGUAUAGUAAAGUUUACUCUGAAGCUGUCUGUAGGGAAAGGAAUACAGUGUGGUUCUUCAACCUUCAUGCUUUCCUGUGCAUUUAGUUAAAUUCUUUAAAUUGCUUGGAAAAAAAAUCUUUAAUUACUACCCCAAAGUGAGUUAAUUUGAGAAACAAAUCCCUGGCCUCUUGGAAUGCCUUAUGCAGCUGCAGAUCUGUAGGAAACACUGACAGGAACAGUUUACCUGGCUUUAAAUUACAUUGUAUUUUAGUGGCUUUUUUUGGGCAGGGCUUCAGUAUAAUGGUAGUCCUGGUGCUCUCUGUUCAGAUUCAGUCACCUGAAAACAUUCGCCCCGUGGAGUACAGGAAGACUGGAUAUUUACAGAUCUGUAAAGUUGGUGUCUAUUACUUCCGUAUGCAUUUUGAUUUUCUUUAAUGUAUGUUUUAAAUGGAAAGGAAUAUGUUAAUUGCUUCUUUCCAGCGUUGUCUAGCCCUCAGCCAGACUGGCUUCCGUACCAACCAAAAGGGAAUGAUGUAGUUCUGUCAAGUUAUUUAACAUUGCCACUGUGUUGGUGAGAACUUUGAUGAGGCACUCAGGUUCAGAGCUGGUAAGAACUGUGCUUCAGUGUGAAGUGAGGAGCAGCAUUUCUCAGACGUUUCCCAAAGCAUGAUUUAAGAGACGAAGCCAAGCAGUUCUUCAUACAUACUUACAGUGUGUACUGUAGAGGGCUUUAGGAAGCUGUGAGCCUCUUGUCAUAUGUUAAAAGAUAGAUAAUUGACUUUGUGCACAUAUUAUUGCUUAGAAAUUCCACAGUUUCAAUAUUAAACUCCUCGAUACAACUAGAAUGAGGAAUCACAUCGAAGUUCAACAAUUCUCACACUGUUAAGUGUGAAAAUUCAAAACUAAGAAUGAAACUCCGUAAGUGGUCUGCAGAUGGUGUGUGGUUUUAUCUGCCUUGGGAGGUGAAAAACUACUGUGUCAGCCCUGGAGUUCAGCCUUACUUUUGAAUUGCUUCACUUAGAAUAUAGUCCAGAGAUAAAUAAAAGCUGUACUCCAAACUGCGAAAACUUGGUUGUGCGUUUUGGUCCUUAAAAUUCUGGAAGCUCGGCUGUUUCUCACGUGCAGCAUUCCAUCAGGAGUUUCCUUGGUUUGAUGGAAAUAUGUUUAUUCUUCACCAAUGUUUAAAGAAAAUCUUACAUAGGAAUUGAAAGUUUACUCCUUUGCCCAAAUGGACUCGUUGCUAACAAAUCGCCAAAGGAGCAUUUUUUCCAGGAUGGGCUAUGUAUGAUGUUACGCUAAGCAAUGUCCUUUCCAGCUAUACAAAGAGGAGAGAAAGAUUUGAAGUGGACUCACCUCAGUUAACCCGUGGAUUUAGUUUCAGUAACCCAGAAGGCUAGAUGGCAAUAAUCUGAAGUCUAUUUUGGAAAAAUAAGAUUAUAGUUAACAUCUGAUCAACCAUUAGCAAUACUGCAGUAUACCCACGCAGCACCAGUGACACAACAAAGAUGAACUGGUAAUUCCUACAAAUUGCAUUUCAAUCCGACGAUGUGUUAUGAGUCAUAAAACUGCAUGAAAUUUCUUGCACUAGCUACUUGGGCAUGGUCUCAGUUUUGGAAGGACAUGUAUCUAUUUCCAGUGGCUUAUUAUGAAGACUGGUUAAAUCUCAAUUCCUUCUCUAGUACAAUCCUAUUCAAAGGCAUUGUCUCCAUUUGGCUACUGAAGUUAUUUUAAAAACCUGAUUUUUUCCCACCUCAGGAAGUUUAUUUUAAAAAAACAAUAAAACCGAGGCUCUGUAGUAGGAAGCCAACAAAGUGAGAAGUGUGCUCAGUCGGAAAGGAAACGCCUGCACUCUCCCGAAUCCCCUAUCUGCGGGUAUGUGGCAUGUCUGACUGCUCAUGGAGACGGCCACGUUCGUGGGAAUGAACGAGUUAAGCAUGUUUCAUAUCCUUGUUGAUGCACUAAUGAAAGCCAUUUAAGCCUCAUUCUUUUUAUCAGUAUUUUUAGCAGGUUUUUAUGUAGUACGCAAAGCUUCCUUCUCGAGGAGGCUGGUUGGUGGAAGGACUUUUCCUGCUUAAGCACUGCGCUGCGGUGUGGGCAUCGUCAGGUGUUGGUGGAUGGCUGUUUUUGUUGGAGGUGGCGAAGGGUGGGGAGUUGGUGGAAUCAAAAUUUAUUAGCCUUAUAAGAAAUAGCCUUAACUAAGAACGGAGUGUACAAAAUUACUUCAGCUUUAAGUCAUACAGAAAUAUCCUUGUAUGUUAAUGGCUUUGGUACAAGACUGGAAAAAGCAUAGAGGGGAGUCGAACAUCAUAUAAACUUAUUGAGAAUAAGUAUUUGUAAAACCAGCAGCCUGUUUUUCAGAAACUUGAAUAUGACUUACAGUUAGUUUUGUUUAUGAAAUUGUUCGAACUUGCACAGUUGUAGGUGUAACUUAAAUGACAAAUGGUACUGAUGUGUGUGUAUAUAUGUUUAAUUCUAUUUGUAAAUGAGAAACUAUGUAACAAAACCAUAGGUAUGAGGUUUUCCUAUUGUAAUUUAAUACAGGUAUGAGGUUUAUGGCAAUAUAUCAUAGUUAAUGAAUUUCAGGUCAAAAUGUCUUUAAAUUGUGUACAUUUUUAAAUUGUAAUUUCUACUGUAUAUUGAUUAUCAUGCAUAGUGUGAUUCAAUAAAUUGCUUGUAAUUUAAAAAUAUUUAAUAUUAAAAAUAAAAUAGUUAUAUAUUUAUAA